AUGUCAAGCAUUACAGAAUCUGAAUUAGAUUAUCAAAUCGAGCGUGCCACAAGAGAAACUAUCCCCAAUGGUGAAUUAGACUUACCUGCAGCAUUGGAAACUUCUGAUAUCAUCAGAUCUCGUCGGAUCCUCCCAAUAGACGCCAUGAGAUGUUUAAAGAAAAGAAUCAAAACCACCCAAUCAAACCCAAACACUCAAUUAGCAGUAUGGAAACUGGCCGAAAUUUGUAUCAAAAACGGUGGUAUCCCAUUUAUUCAACAAAUAUGUUCCAAAGAAUUCAUGGAUACCAUGGAACAUUGUAUCUUAGACAGUCAAGAUGACGAUGAAUUAAAUGAUUUGGUCAUCCGAUUAUUUUAUGAAUUAUACUUGGCCUUUAAUUCAGAUCCUAAUAUGUCUUAUUUAAAUAAAGUUCACAAGAAAUUAAAAUCCAAAAAUAUUGAAAUGCCUCAAGAAUUAUUACAAAAAAAUAUCUCUUCCACCAUCUUCGAUUCCAAAGUACCAGCAGCUUGGAUGGAGUCAGAUGCUUGUAUGAUUUGCUCCAAAAAAUUCACCAUGAUUAAUAGAAAACAUCAUUGCCGUUCUUGCGGUGGGAUAUUUUGUCAAGAUCAUUCUUCAAACUCCUCUGCCUUACCUGAGAUGGGUAUCCAUGAACCUGUCAGAGUUUGUGAUGAUUGUUUUAAUGAAGAAGAAUCGAAGAAAAAUGAAAUUUCAUCUAAAAAGAAAAAAACUCAUCGUCAUAAAAAAUCAAAACAAAAACAUUAUGAUAAUACCUAUGAUGAAGAAAGAGAAUUUAGAAGAGCCAUUGAAGAAUCAUUAAAGGAGACAAGAAACUCAUCAACACCGAUUGUUCCCGUUGUGGAAAGACCUCGCCAACCUUCUCCAAUUUUAUCUCAAGAAGAUCAAGAAGAUGCUGAUUUGAAAGCAGCUAUUGCUGCAAGUUUACAAGAAGCAGAAGCUGAGAAACAAAGAAGAAUACCAAAGCAACAACAGCAACAACAACAACAACAACAACAACAACAACAGCAGCAACAAUAUGCUCCCAUCGCUACUGCUCCUCAAUCCACGUUAUUAACUUCGGCAGAAGAAGAUGAUAUCUAUCUAUUCGCUUCUUUGGUGGAACGUCUUAAGACAAGGCCUCCAUCAGAAAUUCUAGAAGAUACUCAAUUACAAGCAUUAUAUAAAAGAGUCAUCUCUACAAGACCAAGAUUAAAUUCAGCAUUAAAUGAUACAAUAGUAAAGCAUAACACUCUACAAAAUAUGAACGGGAAAAUUUCCAAUAUUAUGACCAUCUAUGAUGAUUUACUAGAACGGCAAUUGAAUGAUAUUCAUUUAUAUCAACAACAAUAUACGACCCCUUCAGAUCCUUAUUCUUAUCGUCAAUCAAGUACAUCUUUACAACCAGCUUUUCAAAAUCCAUCUCAAAUACCUGAACAGAUACCUCAACAAGCUUCACAAAACGCUCAUCAAUAUGUACCUGAACAGAUCGUUCAGCAAGUUUCACAAAAUGCUCCUCAGCAAGCACUACCACAAGCUCAUCAAUAUGUACCUGCGCAACAGGUUCCUUUGCAAACUUUACAACAAGCCCCUCAGUCUCGCCAAUAUGUACCUGAACAAAUACCUCAGCAAGCUACACAGCAAACUUUGCAGCAGGCCCCUAAACAAGCCUUACAUGUUCCUCAACGACCAGCUCAGCAAGCUCCUCAAGUUACAUCUCCCCCAAUCUCUCAAAUGCAAAAUUUAAAACUUGAAGAAUCCGAACCUCCUGAAAUUGAUGGUCCUUCAGAACCUCCAUAUCCAAAGGAAGAUGAAGCCCCAGAAAUUCUUAAAACGACACUAGUUGAACUUCCAAAUGGGGUAGCAAAUACUCAAACUCCGUAUCCUAGCCAACAAGAAGAGGUAGCACAAAAGCCAAUUAUUCCUAAACAACAAGAAUUACCUCCUCAACAAAUACCAAAUGGGCAAACUGCAAAUGGGCAAACUGCAAAUGGGCAAACUGCAAAUGGACAAAAUAUUACUUCAUUUAAUUUCCCAACUGUUCCAGUUAACAAAGUCCAAACUAAUUUAGCUGAACCUAUUGUUGAGCAACAGCAACCUCUCGAACAGCAAGAAAUAGAAGCUGAAGAAGAACUUUUAUUAGAAUUAUAA
Molecule: messenger RNA, 2145 nt
Organism: Henningerozyma blattae CBS 6284
Lineage: Eukaryota; Fungi; Ascomycota; Saccharomycetes; Saccharomycetales; Saccharomycetaceae
Gene: VPS27
Product: ESCRT-0 subunit protein VPS27
Exons: 1
Coding region: 1-2145 (714 amino acids)
Biological process (GO): protein targeting to vacuole; protein transport to vacuole involved in ubiquitin-dependent protein catabolic process via the multivesicular body sorting pathway
Cellular component (GO): ESCRT-0 complex
Molecular function (GO): metal ion binding; ubiquitin binding; phosphatidylinositol-3-phosphate binding
Source: RefSeq, a predicted model, not a curated record